This is a messenger RNA of Rhipicephalus sanguineus (brown dog tick), 1056 nucleotides long. RefSeq lists its product as uncharacterized. Bases 1 to 1056 code for a protein of 351 amino acids. NCBI's taxonomy places the organism in Eukaryota, Metazoa, Arthropoda, Arachnida, Ixodida, Ixodidae. The record is from RefSeq and is a predicted model, not a curated record. The transcript is spliced from 3 exons.
AUGGCCGACAACAUGACGAUGAGAGGAAGCACGACCGACGUUCCGGCUCCCGAAAUACGACGGCGUCGGCUACUGCGCGUAAUCACCACCUGGAUGGCCAUGCGAGCCAAACACCGCAGCGAGGAAAGACUUCUGCGCCUUGCGCUUGAAGAGCAAGAAGCUUUCACUCAAGCGUGCGAGGACGCGAUGUGCGCCAACUUGUUCACGAUGGCGGCUAUUGCGAUUGAGUUGCUGCAUCCCAUCCAGAGAGAGCGCUGUGCCUUUCAGCGCAACGAAAGGUGGUUUGAAGACACGCUGCCGCACUUGGGCGAUGCGCACUUCAGGCAGUCAUUACGUGUGACGCCUGCAACAUUCAACUACCUUGUGAACGUUCUGACACCUGUGCUAGAACGAGCAGACACGAACAUGCGGCCGGCUGUGUCAGUGGCGAAGAGAAUAGCCAUCGGACUGUACCGGCUACGUUCGACGGCGGAAGACGCCACCAUUGCACAUUUGUUUAGAGUCGGUCGGUCGACAGAGAAUGCAAUCGGUGCUUUGGAUGGUUGUCACAUCCCGGUAUCUCCACCAGAGGAGCAUGCAACUGACUACUUCAAUUACAAGGGAUGGUACAGCAUGAUACUCUUGGCACUCGUUGACCAUCAGUACCGAUUCGGGUAUAUCAACGUGGGAAGCCCGGGCAGCUGUCACGAUGCUUUUGUGUACGGUCGUUCAGAUUUUUGCAAGCUGGUGGAGAGCGACUUUUUCAAAACUCCCGUCUCCGUCAUUGAGGGAACUACAGUAGCACCAAUAAUACUGUGUGAUCAAGCGUUCCCUCUAACGGCAAACCUUCAGAAGCCGUUCGCAAACGCAGUUACAGGAAGCCGUGAAAGGAUGUUCAACUACCAGCUCUCAAGAACCAGGAGAAUAGUGGAGAAUGCCUUCGGGAGGCUGAAGGCUCGCUUCAGAUACACUUCCAAGAGAAUGGAGUGCAAGAUCAAGACAGCCAAACAGGCCAUCAGAGCUGCAUGUGUGCUGCACAACAUCUGCGAGACACUCAAAGACCCAGUUGAAUACUAA